CGGGCCUCCACAACUCACCGAGACCCACUCGCAAUACGUUUCAGACUUUGCGUCGCAGCGCGGCUCGACACAUCCGGGGCAUCCCUCAGACCCUUCGCAUCUCGUUGCAUGCCCGAUGACGUGCCGGAGACGAACACAACGCAGAGCCUCCGUCCGCCACGGACCAACAGUCCGAGACAACGCAGCCCGGCGACCGCAUGCAGCUGCCGGCACAAGGGCGGAGUGAGGCCGCGGUGUGCAUUGGCAGAACCGCCGCGGUCAGGCCCUGUUGCGCAAGCUCUCGGUCGGGCCCUGUUGCGCAAGCUCUCGGUCAGGCCCUGUUGCGCAAGCUCUCGGUCAGGCCCUGUUGCGCAAGCUCUCGGUCGGGCCCUGUUGCGCAAGCUCUCGGUCAGACCCUGCUGCGCAAGCUCUCGGUCAGACCCUGUUGCGCAAGCCCUCGGUCAGACCCUGUUGCGCAAGCUCUCGGGAGCACACGAACGUCUGUCCAAUGCCCAGGGCCGAGCUACGGCAAGGGAGGCAGAGACCGGGAUAUCCCGACAUGCGGAAGCACGAUUGACGACACAAUCAUUGGGUCUACCCCGCACGAUGCCCUUUGAAUCUACACGGCAAUGCCAGAGUGGCCACCAGCCUAUGGCUCUCUGGGGCCAACGACAGGAGUAGGUACUCGGCUGGGAAGGCGAUUGAUCAGACAUACAUCGAGUCUGCCCACAAAAAGGUCGUCGCCUCGCGAGGAAGUGGUGGCUUGGGAGCGCGCGACUCCACGCCUCACUCCCCACGUCCUUCAAUGCAGGGCCCUCGUGGUUGCAGGGGCCUUCGGAGCGUGCGCAUACCUAGAGAACGCUGGCGUUAUCGAUACCGCCUCACGUCCAGCCGUCGACGUGGCGCG
This is a messenger RNA of Didymella exigua CBS 183.55, 886 nucleotides long. RefSeq lists its product as uncharacterized. Bases 109 to 660 code for a protein of 183 amino acids. The transcript has a single exon. The record is from RefSeq and is a predicted model, not a curated record. NCBI's taxonomy places the organism in Eukaryota, Fungi, Ascomycota, Dothideomycetes, Pleosporales, Didymellaceae.